GACAGCCGCUGCGGGCGCACUUGGAGGACCUGAUUGCCGGAGAGCCAUGCCACCCAGCGCUGCACCGCGAGGUACGAGCAUUGGCGAUCAGCCAUUGUCUGGACGAGAGCCGCCUUGAGGGAGUCCACAGAUCAGUGCAUAGUGAGCGGGAGAGGGCACAUCAUGCUUCUAUACCUUGGAUAUCCGCUUCGAUGUCGUUGGAAGGGAAUCUAAAAUUUGCGUUCGAUGUUGUCAACCAUAUGCCAAAUGGCGAGGACGUGUUCAAGUCUGCCUGGUACGCCCACAAAUCGGUCGUGGUGCGGCCGCCCCUGAAAAACAGAGUCUUGAGGCCAGCCAAGAUUCCCUGGAAAGAGUUCAAGAUGAAGGUCUACAGAACAGAUGAUGAAUCCAUAGUGGAUUGGGGGCAUUUGAUGCCGUCUUCUUUCCAGGACAGUUACCCCAAGGACAAGCCGGUAGGCUUUCUAAUAUUCCAGCCGUUGGAGAUCAUGUCUGCGAAUCGGAAGUGGGUGUCCACCAAGUCGCGGCAAUGGAGGCCCAGCCCGCAGUCUGAACAGGUUCGAGCGCUCGCGCAGCAGUAUGAGGUUUGGGGCGACUCUGAUCACAUGAGAAAUGGAGGUCGUAUCGAGGUGCAUGCGUUUUCGGAUCCAUGUGCCAUGGACAUCCUGAAGCUCGCAGACUUCACU
Prorocentrum cordatum is the source of this 683-nucleotide messenger RNA. The record is from the annotation of a GenBank genome assembly. NCBI's taxonomy places the organism in Eukaryota, Dinophyceae, Prorocentrales, Prorocentraceae.